UCAUCAAAAGACUGCAGUCCACUGCCUCAGCAUCCACUAUUCACACCACUGUCAUCUGCCACUUGCUACAGCUGCAGGGAUCGUGCUGACGCGACCCUACUUGUUGUCGGAGGUGAUCCACUAUAACGUGCCCAUCGACGAGGCUCUCUUCGUCCUCACUAACGAGGGCUGCUCCGUCCCCGGGCAGGAAAACUGCGAAACUACCAAGUUAUGCAUUGCCAAAAAAAUCAAGGAUGUUAGUUUGGAACUACAGGAAUUAUUCGGGUUCGUGGCUGUGGCCGGGAGAGCGGGUUCAUGGGCGCCACGGGCAUCCUGGAGUUUGGGCCGCAGUUCAACUAUACUGCGAGGGAACUCGUGCAGGAUUGCCAUGGAAUCGACUGCGACGUGUUUGAGACUUGUCUGGAUAAGCCAGAAGAGGGACUGUCUGUUCUCUAUACUUACUAUUGGUCUAAUAAAGAGUGGAACUUGCAAAAUAACAAGGAACCAGUGCCCAUAGCCGUCGAGAUCUAUGCCAAACGGCGCGGUCGCUGGCCAA
This is a messenger RNA of Penaeus monodon (black tiger shrimp), 535 nucleotides long. RefSeq lists its product as uncharacterized. The transcript has 4 exons. NCBI's taxonomy places the organism in Eukaryota, Metazoa, Arthropoda, Malacostraca, Decapoda, Penaeidae. The annotation marks the transcript as partial. The record is from RefSeq and is a predicted model, not a curated record.